UUGUGGUCUAGUGUCGUUUUAUAAAGCAUGAAAAUGACAGUGUUUCAUGUUUUUUUUUUUUGGUUUUGGUGAUGUGGGCGGUCCACAGCCAUGGCAGGGCUUAUCAAACUGAGAGUAUUAUAUACAACAAUACUCAGCUGCCUUAUAAAGAAAAUAUGAAUGCUGAAACUGUAAUCAACAGCAAAUUGAAGCAGGGGCACAGUUUCAUGUUGGCCGCAGAUACCAUUGUGCACGGUCUAUGGCCGCAAAAUACUAGUGGUGGACUCAUUGACUGCAAAGGAGCUAAAAAUACUGCUCCCUUUAACUUUCCAAAGCUGGAACACUACGAAGAUGGACAUCUCGUGCACAAGUUGAAUGAUUUUUGGCCGAACCUAAUAAUAAAUAAACCAAAUUAUAACUAUUGGAAACAGGAAUUUGAAAAGCAUGGCUCUUGCUUCUUCCCAACACAAGAGCAGUAUUUCGAAUCAACUGCUUGGAUGGUGGAUCAAAUUCCAGGGCUGACUCCAAAGCUUGAAAGUGAAGGCAUUUGCCCUGGUACAUCUCAUUUGUUUAAGGAUCUCCAACAAAAGAUUAUUAAAGCCACUGGAUUCAUCCCGAAGCUGGAAUGCUACCAAAGAAAUGGAACUAAUCGAUUGUUCCGGAUAUACUUCUGUUUCGACAAAUCCAAAUUUCUGUAUAAUUGCAGUGAUAGUAAGUUAACGCCAAACAAUAUUAAGUGUGGGUAUGGGGAGGUCAAAAUCAAACUUCCUUAGCCACAUCGUCCUCGGCAUGGACCAUAAACUAGUAUAAGGUCAACAAUGCCAGUGGAAAUUUAGUAAAAUUGUCUUUGGUGUGUGGAAAUUUGGAAGUUAUUUCUGUUAGUUGAUGCAGUCCUCUUGCUCCUUUGUUUAAUUGUUGGUAUCUUCUUAUUAUGAAUAAUGUAUCUGUAACCGAAGGCAAAACAGUGGCUUAUGAUUGUUUGUACUUGGUCGUGCAGUGGCCAAUGUCAUUCUGCAACAUCAGUCCUCUUGCUCCUUUGUUUAAUUUGUUGGUGUCUCUGGUUGUACUCUUUUCGUACUUU
Messenger RNA from Quercus lobata, 1060 nucleotides. Its product is annotated as ribonuclease DdI-like. Gene Ontology annotation, biological process: RNA catabolic process. The record is from RefSeq and is a predicted model, not a curated record. Gene Ontology annotation, cellular component: extracellular region. The coding region runs from base 72 to 752 and encodes 226 amino acids. Gene Ontology annotation, molecular function: RNA binding; ribonuclease T2 activity. The transcript is spliced from 3 exons. Lineage: Eukaryota; Viridiplantae; Streptophyta; Magnoliopsida; Fagales; Fagaceae.